AUGUUAGAAUCGACUCCGAAACGUGGUAACGUGGCAUCAGUCAUAGCACAUUUGGAAAAAAGGCAAAAAAUUGAUUUUUCAAAAUUGGAUGGAGGGAAAUGUACGAAGAAUGAAAAUUUCAUCGUCGGCGGUGGCGGUGUUAGUAGUAGUAGUUAG
This is a messenger RNA of Pediculus humanus corporis (human body louse), 156 nucleotides long. RefSeq lists its product as uncharacterized. The record is from RefSeq and is a predicted model, not a curated record. Lineage: Eukaryota; Metazoa; Arthropoda; Insecta; Psocodea; Pediculidae. Bases 1 to 156 code for a protein of 51 amino acids. The transcript has 2 exons.